UUUCAAAAUCAAAAAUUUUUUUUAAACAUUAUUAGUAAAAACUACAUCAUAAAAAAAAUAUAUAAAACAUUUUAAAUAAAUUAAUUAUAAAUACUACUAAUAGGGAGUAAAAAUGUCAACAAAAUUUUGUUUGUUACCCAUAACACUAUAUGUCAUAUUAAUUGUGAUAAUCAGUGUCCACUACGGCGAUGGUCAUCGAGGAGGACGAGGCCGUGGCCAUAGAGGUGGCGGCUAUUGGGGUGGCGGCGGAUAUGGUGGCGGCGGAUACGGUGGCGGUUAUUACGGCGGUUAUGAAGGCGGAUAUUAUGGCGGCGGCGGCGCCGGUUAUGUUAGCGGCGGUUAUGUACCCGUCUAUGGCGUUCAGCCUGUUUUAGGCGUCCAACCGGCUGUUGGCGUCCAACCGGCUGUUGGCGUCCAACCGGCUGUUGGCGUCCAACCGGUUGUUGGCGUCCAACCAGUUUAUGGUACAGUUCCUGUGGUCAACAAUUAUGGUUAACUUGUUUGAUGAUAUCCUAUUGAAAAAAUAAAUAAUAAUAUACCUAAAUUAAUUAUUAUUAUUAUGUGUAUUAUUAUAG
Oppia nitens is the source of this 575-nucleotide messenger RNA. Its product is annotated as ctenidin-1-like. The record is from RefSeq and is a predicted model, not a curated record. Lineage: Eukaryota; Metazoa; Arthropoda; Arachnida; Sarcoptiformes; Oppiidae. The transcript has 2 exons. Bases 113 to 496 code for a protein of 127 amino acids.